Messenger RNA from Blastomyces dermatitidis ER-3, 4263 nucleotides. Its product is annotated as metalloproteinase 8. Lineage: Eukaryota; Fungi; Ascomycota; Eurotiomycetes; Onygenales; Ajellomycetaceae. Gene Ontology annotation, biological process: proteolysis. The record is from RefSeq and is a predicted model, not a curated record. The transcript is spliced from 5 exons. Gene Ontology annotation, molecular function: metalloendopeptidase activity. The coding region runs from base 2523 to 3275 and encodes 250 amino acids.
UCAGCAUCCAUGCCAAUUGUCUGGUUAUCGGGGUAUUCCAGGAACGAGAAAAACAGGGUGCAUACUCUUCGCGCCAGGAAGAAACUAAUAAAAGGCUUGGGGUUCCCUGCCAGACUCAUCCUACGUCAUAAAUGUGCUACUCCUCAAAGCAUUAGGUCGGUCGGUCUAGGCCCGUAUUUACGAGGAAUUCAACCCGUUUUCUUCACUUUUUCGUUGUCCAUUUCUUGCAAGUGGGCUAGAUGCUUGGGCGAAUCGGCACGCCGAAGUUGAAAUACAUCCGCGGCAUCUGGGGUUAGUUACAAUGCCGAGGUGGACAUUUCUGGUGCUCCUCUUAGCAAGAACAUCGCUAGAAGCCCAAGAUCCUCUAGACGCUCUAGCUGUAGGGUGGAAGAAUUCUACUUCCCCGCAGGCUGAGCGAGAAACGGUGAAAAUGCCUUUCGGGAAUGCCCUUUAUGCUCUUGCCGCCCCGAAAAGAAAUCAUACCGAGCUUCGCUGUUGCACAAAAACAUAAUAGGAAAUCAAAUAAGACAGGAUGUUUCUUAACGGCAGCAGCUAGGGGGUGGAAGGGGUGGAAGGGGGGGGCAAAUUCAGCAGCAAAGCUCGACGGUCCCAGCAAGGAAUGCUGGGAAGUCAACGCCAAUGCUUACGUCUGCGAAAUUUCAGCAGUGGAAUAUGGAUUUCUGAGCUUCAAACAAGCUACGGCAGCUCUAACCAUAUGCGUUAAACAGCAUGAGUUAUAAUAUCCACGGUUGGGUUGUUGGGCUAGAAUCUCCAAGAGUUGAGGCAAACUUCAGCGAUGUUCAGCAACUGCUCGAGCGACAUCUAUCAAUCGCCCAGGAGCCUUCGCCAUUUUUAUGUAGGCGGUGUUGAUAAGGGUUUAUAUUACAACGUCGCCCUUCCUUUAAUGGCACGUCUAUAAAGGUUAACUCAGCACUUAGGCAUCGCGCUUAAUUAGGGUUUUCCGAUCAAACUCCAAUCGCCAAUGGGGGAGUGUGGUACAUUUGCGCGGGGAUACUCGAGUCAACCCUCAUAUUUCACAAUUGAAUUCGCGCCAGUUUUACAGCAAAAUUUGUCCAGCACUCGUUGUGGCGAUCAGGUCCUCGGAUUUCCGUAUCCACGAUGCAUUCUUUAUCCCGGGAACUCUACCCUGUUGACAACAAGGGUAGACAUGUACUCCGUACGAUGAAUAUAUUCGGAACACCAAGGUCUAAAUCCGGCGUCAAACGGGAGGCGAAACAUAGAUAUCGGAAGAGUUGAAAUGACGAAAAUCCGAACCUGAUCAGAACGUUUGAACUACAGUCAUCUGUUACCUAGAUAUUAGUACGCGUUUGCGGCAAUAUGGCUCGGAGUUCCGGCUGAUGCCACGGCGUGAUGCCAAUCGGCAGCCCGCCGAUAUGUCCACGACUGACUGACUGACUGACUGACUGCGAUGAUAUAGGGCAAUUCAUUCCAGCACCUCCCCAUGAAUGUUAGUGGCUACGCUUUCUUCUUUAUAAGCAAGGGAAAGCGGAAAUGAAGACCUUCAGCCCGAUUUGCCUCCUUUUAUUCUCUCACCCACCGUCGAAACGUGGAUCCAGAUCUAAACUACUUGUUCCUAGUUUCAACUUGCAGGCAUUACCACCAUUCGAGGUUUGAAAUUGUCGAACAAGACAUGCAAGAUCCAUAGGCCCUUCCUUUCGAUUGCUAUAAUCGUUGAAUAUAUUUGGGUCAACCAAACACCCAGUCCAUUGCAAGAGUGCUAGCGCUCUAAGCAACAACAUCUAAGAACUAAUGGACAGCUACAUGAUAAGUUGUGAUGAUCGCGACAAAUCGAUACUUCCAAAAUCUGGAAUUUGAGCCAUGUGGUCCAUUUAAAGUUGUACCGCCCUCUUGAAACAUCAAAAAAGCAAGUGGAAUCCCCUCCCCACCUAUUCUGCUACUCUCCAGUCUACUCGGUAUAGUGGGACUUGCGUGUUCUACUGUGCCUAAUGUUUUACUACUCCGGGGCCUCUUAAAACGCCAAUAAUGGAUAUCCAUUCACUGUGUUUUCGGACAUUCGAUUACUGCGAGGUGGUCCGGGUGAUGGUUGGGAAACAAUGUUGCCGAAAAAGAUAUGGUCUUUUUCGGCAGGGCAAGUUUGAGGUUGGUCCCCCUAUGCGAGGGGCCUGUAAAAAGAGCUUAAUGCUUCCAAAAUUUCAACGCUGGGCGCUUUCGAAUCUCGAUCUAGGAUCCACCAGCUAAUAAGGUUUAAUCCACCAAGUUACAUUUUCUUAUACUUCGGGCGAUUAGUGUGGCGCGCAGCUCCAGUCAUGGAGGGUGGUGGCAGGAGUUUACCUGCUCAGUGGUUCUCCUUCCAGAAGGAUUUGAGUGAAUUAUAUUAAUGGGCAUAUAGCUCACAACUUGGGUUCUUUCCUCUUCGUUCCUUUCCCCUCAUUACAUUCCUUUCUUACAUCCUUCUUUUUGUUUGCAUUCUAUAUUCUUGCUCAUUGGCCUUUGUUCUCCUACCCUUCUUUAAUUUCUGUACGGAUAUUCCAUUCCUUACUAUGCAGUUAUCCUCAGUUCUAUUGACGGCAGCCGGACUGCUCGUUCCCAUAUACUCUAGCGCCAUUAUCUCCAUCGGACGUCGCUCUGAGGGCCUCGAUGUCAGCCUCGCCUCAACGGGAAACACCAAAGUCCAAGUUUCUGUGACGAACACUGGCUCCUCAGAAAUUUCCAUUCUUAGAGCGAACACACUCUUUGACGCAUCUCCCACGAAAAAGUUCACUGUCUACAAAGAGGGCUCCCGAAAAGAAGUGCCCUUUAAAGGCGUUCACUUACGCCGCAGUCCCUCUGACCUAGCCAAAGACAACCUCCAACCUAUUGGCCCCGGCCAAACUAUCGACAAAGAAUUCGACCUCGCGGAAACCCUCAAUCUCUCAGAAAGUGGUACCUACAUUGUCUCCGCCGACGGUGUCUUCCCAAUUAUCGACCCCAAAUCAUUCAGCAUUGCUAGUGUCAUCCCGUACGAAUCCAACGAACUUAAAAUAGAAGUAGACGGCAAACAGGUAUCAGGCGUCCUCUCCACCCGCGCCAAAAUACAUGACCAUCUCGCCCAGCGCGCCGAUUUCAACAACGGCAACUGUACCGACCAUCAAAAGGCCGUCAUCGCCAGCGCACUGAAACGAGACUCCAGCAUCGCCGGAGAAGCUUCCAACGCGGCUCUAUCCGGCGACGUGCGAGUGUUCGAGCAAUACUUUCGCACAACAGACCCCUCCAAUCCGCCAGCAAGUUUCCGACCGCUUCCACGCCAUCUCUAACGAAGCCUGCAGCGCUGAGGGCGGGGUAGUCAAGUACCAGUGCGAAGAUGAGAUGGAUGUCUGCCGCCCGGACACGGUCGCCUAUGCGCUUUCAGGAUCGAAUGUCGUUGUCAACUGUCCAAUCUACUAUUCGGUAACCGCGGUGUCGCAGGCGUGCGAUGCGGGCGACCAGGCGCUGACUGUCAUCCAUGAGUUAUCGCACAUCGAUGCCGUUUACUAUCCCGCCACGACGGAUCUUGCCUACGGUGAAGAUGCGUCGAUGGCGUUGAAUGCUGAUAUGUCGAUUCGGAACGCCGAUAGUUAUACCUUUUAUGCCAAUGCCGUACGACAAAACUGCAAUCCUAGUUAAAUGGAGCGCUGCCGCAAUGCUAGGGCACACAACUUCAGGAAAGAGAGGGGCCCAAAUCCACCUUGGUCGGGGGGUAUUCCAUCAUAUCUGCACGGCGGCCAUACUCAUCAUGAGCUCAGACACUGCAAAAAUGUAUCAAUGAACAUGUAUCUGUUUGCGAAAACCAAAAAAUAUCAGCGACGGGCGGGGCAUGGCCUGUUCCCAAAAAAAUGGAGGAAACAAAGAGUGCAGGGCAUUUUCAAUUUUGAAUUUUGAAUUUUUCUUUUUCUCCCCCUCCCCUUUUAAAUGUUAGCAUGCUCUCCCUUAGACAUGUCCUAUUCUUACUUGCAUCUAGCAGGUUCCUAGGUAUCAAUGAUAUUCAGCACUGUUUAUUCCAUAGAACCACCCAAAGAGAUAAAUAUUAUUUUUAGAGGAAAAUCACAGAAUCAUGAUAAAACAGACGCACGCAUAUAUAGAACUUGUUCUUCCUAUUUUUCCACUGCCAAUCAAUACCCUUCUCUACAUGCUGCUGGACAAUCCAUUCAUAUCUACAUACAAACCUACCUUGGAUCUUUACCAUUCAAAUCUCACUCCUAGCGCUUUGACGAGGAACGGAGGGCGCGGCCAUAAAAAAUAAAACAUUAUAGUUUAUUCCUUUCC